Messenger RNA from Lentinula edodes (shiitake mushroom), 2753 nucleotides. Its product is annotated as glutathione degradosome. The transcript is spliced from 17 exons. NCBI's taxonomy places the organism in Eukaryota, Fungi, Basidiomycota, Agaricomycetes, Agaricales, Omphalotaceae. The coding region runs from base 134 to 2659 and encodes 841 amino acids. Gene Ontology annotation, molecular function: peptidase activity; protein binding. Gene Ontology annotation, biological process: glutathione catabolic process; proteolysis. The record is from RefSeq and is a predicted model, not a curated record.
CAUCCAUCGCGGCACUCAUUCAUAUUCAUAUAUAAUGAUUCCCGUCAUGAUUUUUGCUGUCAGUUUUCGAGUCAUACAUACAUAUAGCGAAAAGUGAAAGAAAAGGGAAAAGGCAAACUCGCUUAGCAGCUGCAUGUCUUCUGUUUCCAAUUCUUCCGAUUCUCCUCAUUCAUCUCUCAGCAGGAAUAUCCAAACUGAGGGCUCUGACCCUUACCAGCUUCAUUCUCUGCAAAAACUCAAUAGCUCUAUCCUUUGUUUGGCCGCGAACGACGACUACAUCUUUUCUGGCAAUCAGGAUAACGAUAUCUUGGUUUGGGACAAGAAGACUUUCGAGUUGAAGGCAACAUUGCAAGGACAUUCACGGAGUGUGUUGGCUUUAGUUUACGCUGAGGACAAAAAGUGGCUGUUCAGUUCUUCUGGUGACAGCACCGUUCGAGUGUGGUCUACUAUUACACUCAAGCCAGUAUAUAUCAUCGACACCUACACCGAAACCUGCGCCGGGGACUUGUACUCGAUUGCCUGGUCACCGACCCUUCAAACGAUUUACAUUGGCUGCCAAAAUACCUCCCUCCAAUGGUACAAAUUUGCGUUUACGACCGACUCUGGCACAACAACACCAAAUGGCACCAGCGUUCGAAAAGCCCAUAAAUUCUUUGAUAGCUACCCUCAAUUCGACCGGAGACCUGCAGACUUGAACGCAAACAAUCCUCAGACUCCGAUUCCGUACUUUUCCGCGGAAAUUCCUCGACUAGAGGUGCCUUCAACGAACGUUAUCGAGUCGGAGCAUUUUGGAUAUAUAUACUGCAUGACUGUCCUUGAUGAACGCGGAGUCGGAGUCACCCUUGUUACAGGUAGUGGCGAUGAGACCGUCAAAAUCUGGAGGUGUUCCGCUUCGGGACCAUCAAUUGUCCAUACUUUCGAGUGUAAUUAUGGCGCCGUACUCGCGUUAGUGGCACACGGGGAGACGGUGUAUGGUGGCUGCCAGGACGGGCAUAUCAAAAUCAUGGAUCUGGAGACCAAGACCCUUGUCCGAAGUAUAAUUGUCCAGGAAGGGAUUGAUAUACUUUCGCUAUCCCUGAUCGACUCGGACUUGUAUGCAAGUUCGGCCAAUGGGCAGGUCAAGCGUUUCUCUGGCUCAUUCGAUUGUACUGCGUCCUGGCACGCACACAAUGGAAUUGUGUUAUCGUCGUUGAUCACUGCAAGGACGGAAACUACCAACUAUAUGUUGGUAACUGGAGGGAACGACGAUAAUAUCAAGGUCUGGAACGUCGUGCCACCACGCCCUCGUUUCCGAAAUUCGUCAACAGAGGACGCCAUCCCUUCAGACUGUUCACAGCUAGGCGGAGACAGAAUCACAUACGCGCUCUCGAAAUUUGUCUCGAUACCCAGCGUCAGCUGCUACCUCAAUCAUCGCGAAGACUGUCGACAAGCCGCUAUCUGGCUCAAAAAAUGCCUUACUCAACUUGGUGCAAAGACGCAACUUCUUCCGACUUCUGAAUCUGGGAGCACCAAUCCCUUAGUUCUGGGCACCUUUACUGGAAAUCAUGGCACAGGUAAUCGUCCUCGAUUACUGUUUUAUGGGCACUACGAUGUCAUCCCAGCUCCUCCGGAAGGGUGGAAAUCCGAUCCCUUCACGCUAGAUGGACGAAAUGGCUAUCUGUAUGGUCGUGGGGUUACGGAUAACAAAGGACCUAUCAUAGCCGUUGCCUUCGCCGCCGCAGAACUAUUAUACAAACGUUCUCUGGGAGUGGAUGUCGUGUUUCUUGUUGAAGGACAAGAGGAAUGUGGGAGUAUGAAUUUUUCAUCUGCUGUGGACAAGUAUAAGGACCAAAUAGGGCACAUUGAUGCCAUAUUAGUCAGUAACUCGACAUGGAUAUCCGAAGACACACCAUGUAUCACCUAUGGUCUUCGUGGAGUAAUCCAUUGCUCAAUCGCGGUCUGCAACAAACUUCCCGAUCUACACUCGGGUGUUGAUGGUGGCGGAGUUGCAGAGCCCAUGAAAGACAUGAUCAACCUUUUGUCUACUCUUACGGAUAGGAAGAACCAAAUACAGAUACCUGGGUUCUACGACCAUGUUCGCGUGCAAACCGAGGCGGAAAAAGAGCUUUACUCACGGAUAGCUGCUGUGACACAAAAGCCUGCAUCGUACAUGGCCUCCCGGUGGCGUGAACCUGCUUUGACGAUACAUAAUAUCGAGGUCUCGGGCCCGAAUAAUCCUACUGUCAUCCCUGGGACCGUAAACUCACAGAUAUCCCUUCGUAUCGUUCCUGACCAAAAACUAGAUACUAUCGCAAACUCCCUUUGUCAAUUCUUGCGAUCUUCAUUCCAUGACCUUCAAUCACCAAAUGAGAUCACAGUGGACAUCAAUAACCCAGCUGACUGGUGGAUCGGAGAGCUCGACGAUCCUUGGUUCAAAGCUUUAGAAAGUGCGAUUCAUGAAGAAUGGGGCCUGGAGCCUCUUCGUAUCCGGGAGGGAGGGUCUGUGCCAUCUGUACCAUAUCUUGAGAAAGCUUUCGCUUGCCAUGCCUUCCAUCUACCUAUGGGCCAGAGUUUGGAUCAAGCACAUCUUCCGAACGAACGGAUGUCUCUCAACAACCUUCAACGAGGCAAGGCCGUCGUUGCAAGGUUUCUGAGGAAGGUGGCAGAGAUGAGCACGUAGAAGAUCUAAUCUAUGUUCAAGAUAUUCUAUUAGUGUUUUUAUUUGUGACAUGCAUUUCUUGUAUCAGUUUGAACGUCAGUUCUGUAUAUUUUAG